CUUUGCUUCAGUUUCGUACUUGCGAAGUUCAAACCAGCACCAGGACUUAUGAUACAUUGUUUCCUAGUAAAUUAAAAGGAAGUUGCUUAGGCGUUUUUGAAAGGAUAAGGACGCCAAAAUUCGAACAGCCGAAGUGUCCUUUACCAGGUUAACGACAGGAGCUUUCUUAUAAGCUCCUUGCAUAUUAAUAUAUAUUCUCUCUUUUUACGUGUUUUCCCUCUUUCUACCAGUUGUCUUUAUUUAUAAUUAAUAUAAUCUCUUUAAAAUGUAUUCUGACGGUGUUGAAUACUCAAGAGGAGCUGCAGUUGCAUCAGACAUGUCAAGUCCUUUACGGGCUGCUAGUGCAAGUACUGGUAAUUUAAGCCGAAUACGUUCUCGAAAUCGCUCAACUUUGAGUACUACUAUGCAGUCUGAUCCUCAGUUGGCUUCUAGAAUUGGUGCUUUUUAUCUCAACAAUGUUCAGUCGAACAUACCUUUCGAAACAGACAAGAUAACACCUGCUUAUGGUAUUGGUGAUAUGAUCGCACCUGAAAUGAAAGAUUCUAAAAGUCAAAUCGUUCCGAGUGUUAGUCACAAAAAGGAUGGUCUUUAUUCCCGUCCAAACGUAUCUUCUUCUAGCAUGUUAUUGACGAUUAAGCGAGCUACAUCUUCGGAUUCUCCUCAAGAAAAGCAACAUAAUGAAAGUUCCACAACCAAAGAUUUUUUUCCUAGGAAGUCGUUAUCCACUACUUUUACCCCGAGUCCGUCUCGGAUUUCUCAUGAAGUCUUACCUGCUACUACUUUUCCAGCGCAAUCAACCGAUUCUUUGCAACGCAAUACAACACCAAGACAUUCUUCUCCGUUGCAGAAGCAGGUAUCGACUGAUCUACCUUUUACUUUGCCUAUUUGUGAGGAGGAGCAGUUAGAUUGGAUACGCGAAAAUGAAGAUUUGGUAAAUGCUGUGAAUCCUGACGAUUGUUUAGAAUGGGUAGAGUACGUCCUUCGUUUUACGUUGGUUCAUCUUCCUUAUUUACAAUCUUAUGAUACCGAAAAUUAUGACGAGAUAAAUUAUUUGGAGAAUGUAUGUGAAAUUGCACUCGACAAACUUCGUGAGCAUUCAAGAGCAGAGAAUCCCCGUGCUCUCUAUUAUGAUGCAUAUACUUAUGAAUCUGGUGCAUUUGACGUUGAAGUUGACCUCCAACAAGCCUGGGAAUUAUACUCAGCAUCCGCCAAGCAUGGCUUUACUCGAAGUCUCUAUAGACUCGGUGUAAUUUUAGAGGAUCAAGGAAAUCUUCAAGAGGCCGUCGAGUACUUCGAAGAAGGUGCUAGCUACAACGACAGUGCUUCUUGUUGGAGAUUAGCUCUAUUAAUUCUUGAAGGAAUGUUAGAUAAUAUAGGAACGUAUGCUCAGCAACGCGGUCGUGGUCUUGAACUUUUAGAACAGAGUGCUAAUAAUGCUGAUGCUGAUGUUCCUUCUGGUUUGUAUAGUUAUGCGCUUUUAAACUUGCAAGAGCAUCCCGGAUUGGUUGAUUUAGACGCUGAAGGCUUGCAAGUCCCAGUGAAUGAGCGAAUCGCGUUAGAAUCCUUUGCUCGCGCAGCAUUCCUGGGACAAUCUUCUUCUAUGUUGCGUAUGGGUGCAGUUUAUGAAUUUGGUAAAUACAACUGCGCUAAAAGUCCAAAGUACUCCAUACUUUAUUAUUCUGCUGCCUCCAAGCAAGGAGAAACUGAAGCUGAUUUUGCGCUUGCCAAGUGGUAUCUUAAUGGCGGUGUAGGUGUUCCAGUUGAUGAAGAUCAAGCCUUCGUACAUGCCGAGAGAGCUGCAAUGGCAGGAAACUCCAAUGCGCAGUUUUUACUGGGAUACAUUUUUGAAAGUAAAAAUAAUUCUGAACAAGCUCUAUAUUGGUACACGGAAGCUUCUAACAAUGGACACGCCGAAGCUGCUGAGAACUUGGAGAAUUUGAAGGAUGUUUUAAAAAAUAAUCCACCGGAAGAGGUUCCGCCUACAAGUACAUCAACUCAGUCCCACCAUGCCGCAGACUAUAGUAGUGCUCCUUCGACACCCUAUAUUAGCUCUCAAUCUCAGGGCGAAACCUCUAAUGGGGGUACUAUGAAGCCUGUCGCUGGGACCAUGCCUGAACAGCCUAUAGUACAAAAGGUGCCCGUUACUAAGAAGACGACAAAAACUAAAUUUCGUAAACGUUUGAAUUGUGUGAUAGCUUAGAUUAAAGGAGAUGAAUUAGCAUACAACUUAGAAGUUUACUAGAGCAUUAGCAUUUGGUGACAGAUUAAUUACUCUAACAUAUCAUUAGCAUUUUAAAUUAUGGAAACCUACGCUUUACGAUCGUUAGCAUCGUUGUCCGUGGAUAACUAACCAUAAAAGUGUUCAGAAAUCUAAAUUUCUAUUUUUUUUUAAAUGUGUGAUUUGACGAAAAUGCUGCAUUUUUGUUAUUACAACAGCCAAAGUAUAGCACUCGUUUUUAUAUACUUUCGGUUGUACAUGCAUCUGGUCGUACGAUAUCUUGGACGCUUCUAUUCAAUGAGAUAUGAAAAAUGAAUUGUUAUUUGUAUUUUUUUAUCCAAAA
Messenger RNA from Schizosaccharomyces octosporus yFS286, 2561 nucleotides. RefSeq names its product 1,3-beta-glucan synthase regulatory factor Chf3/Chr4. Lineage: Eukaryota; Fungi; Ascomycota; Schizosaccharomycetes; Schizosaccharomycetales; Schizosaccharomycetaceae. The transcript has a single exon. Gene Ontology annotation, molecular function: protein binding. The record is from RefSeq and is a predicted model, not a curated record. The coding region runs from base 266 to 2200 and encodes 644 amino acids.